This is a messenger RNA of Musca domestica (house fly), 2935 nucleotides long. RefSeq lists its product as uncharacterized. Gene Ontology annotation, molecular function: nucleic acid binding; zinc ion binding. The record is from RefSeq and is a predicted model, not a curated record. Bases 192 to 953 code for a protein of 253 amino acids. NCBI's taxonomy places the organism in Eukaryota, Metazoa, Arthropoda, Insecta, Diptera, Muscidae. The transcript has a single exon.
CAGUUGGGUGCAGUUUUUUGCUUCCUUCGCGGCCGCAGUCUGUAACGUCAGAAGACAUAAAUACAACAAGACCGCCCGGUUUGCAAUAAGCGAAUACAAAAGCACAGAUGGCUCAACGGUUUAAGACUAUUUUGACAGAUUCGAUUGGGCGUUGAAAUUGAGCACGAUUGCUCAAGAGGAUUAUCAUAAUUAUGCGCGCGUACAUAUGGGUGCUCAAAUUUCUAAUUAGUCCUAAGAGGCCAGAAGAAAUGAAAUAUGAAGAAAUCAAAUUAAUAAAUCAUUUCGAAGGGAGGAGAAAUAUUUAUGCGGAAAGUUUCAGAUUUCGACAGAUACGCAAAGAUGUAGGGGAAUCGUUGGCAAAUUUUUCACUGCGCUUGAAGCAACCUGCGGCUUCGUGUGACUAUGGGGCAUUCCUGGAUGGGAUGCUGACUGAGCAGAUGAUAUUUGGAGUGGAAUUCUGCAACAUUUGUGACGAGAUUGUUACUAAGCAACCAAAAAGUUUCGCAGUGGCAUAUGAGUGUGCCACGGCAAAGGAGUUAACUCAAGUAUCAACGGGUGUAGUAAAUACAGGUGAGAAUAUUACUACAGAACCGACAUGCAAAUUGGGAUUUAUUCCAGUCAAGACGAAAAAUGGUGUGAAGCAGAAGUCGCAUAAAACUACGGAGGUAAGAUGUUAUGGUUGUGGUGGUCGACACGUACUGAAGGAUUGUAAAUUCAAAAACGCAAAGUGUUUUUCAUGCAGCAAGGUAGGCCACAUAAGUAAAGUGUGCAAGUCAAAAACAAAGCAGAUAGAGGAGUCGCUGUUGUCAGAUGAGGAUGAGGAGGCACAUACGUCUCUGAUUGCAACAGUCAGAACAAAAGGCCCAUUCGAUCGGAAAAUGGUCACAAUGAAGAAAGAUGGCCAAAAAUUGGAUAUUGGAACUGGAUACGGGUGCUCCUUGCAGUAUUAUUAGCUUGCAGAAUUUAAAGAACAUAAAGCAGUUACCAGUGUUACAGAAAGCGGUCCGGCGAUUUUCAAGUUAUACGGGGCACAAGAUUACGCGCAUAGGACCUACCGUGGUGAAUGUGGGCAGAACCAGUCGUAGGCUUAACUUAUACGUAGUUGAUGGCGAUUGUGACACAUUAUGUGUGUGAGUGAGUUGAUCGCACAUUUUGCUCGAGAAAUAAAUGUUGCCAAAUUGUUCCAAGACCCAAUAGAAGCAUCAACGAGGAUGAAAUUGUCAUCAGCGGCAGGAGAGAAGAUAGCAUCUAUAGCAGUAAAAACCCCAUAUAAAGAUAUAUUCAGUGAUGCAGCGGGUAAGUUCAAAGGUCCUCCUAUUAAAGUGCAAUUAAAUCAAGAUGCUACGUCAAAAUUUGAAAGACCCCGAGAAAUCGCAUUCGCAUUACGGGAUGCGUAUGCCAAAGAAAUAGAUGCUAAGAUUGCGGCGGGUUUUUACGAAAGCUUAGGGUAUUCAGAAGUGACGAAGAAGAAUGGAGGUAUACGUAUUAGGGGUAACUUCAAACCAACCGUAAAUCCACAAAUUGUAAUAGAUGAACACCCAAUUCCGAAAGCGGAGGAUAUUUUCAACAGGAUGAAGGGCUCAACGGUGUUUGCCCAUUUGGAUAUUACAGACGCGUAUUCAAACUUGGUCCUUGACGAGGAAUUUGCCCAUGUCCUGACGCUGAUACUCCAACACAUGGACUGAUACGUCCAAGAAUUUUAUGGAGCCGCCAACAUUUGCUAUUUGGCAAAGAACGAUGGAAAUGGCUAUAGAUGACAUUCCUAAUAUUCUUAAUUUUUUCGACGAUAUUCUGAUGUUUGCAACAUAUGUUGAUGAUCUGUUGAAAGUUCUUGAGACUGCAUUAUACAAGUUAAAGGAAUUUGGAUUAAAGUUAAACAAAAAGAAGAGCGUAUUUGUGACGUCAUCGACUGAAUUUCUAGGUCACAAAAUCGACGUCAAAGGAAUUUAUAAAUCUAACAAACACAUUGAAGCGAUUAUGCAUGCGACAAGCCCAAGAACGUUGGAGGAGUUACAAUUAUUUUUGGGAAAGGCGUCGUAUUAUUCGAAUUUCAUACCAAACCUGUCUACAUUUGAGAGUCCACUUCGGGACGUUUUGAGAAAAGGAACAUUCUAUUGGAAUAAAGAUACAGAUGCGGCAUACACCACAAUUAAGCAACUCUUGAUAUCUCCGCAAGUACUGAUCCCGUACGAUCCAGCAUUGCCUAAUCUACUUCCAAUGGAUGCCAGUAAAACGGGACUGAGAGCUGUUCUGUCGCAUCGUCUUUCUAAUGGACUGGGACGUCCAAUGGCUUAUGCGAGCCGCACCAUGAACGCGACGGAGCAAAGAUAUUCACAAAUCGAUAAAGAGGCACUGUCCAUAGUGUGGGCCGUCCAAAAGUUUUUCAAGUACCUGUAUGCCUGUAUUUUUUUGUCUCGAGUAACUCCAGCCAACAGAGUGAAUUAGCUCAGUUUUGAUAAGGCCAUAUGUAAUAACCUUAAUGAAUUCGACAGUUUCGUGUUUCGCCAAAUUAAUCAUUUACCGGUAACUGCUGAACGAAUUGCGCUGGAAACGAGAAAGGAUCCAUAUCUUGAUAGGAUUACAAAGUUAUUUGAAAGUGUACAGUGUUUGUCAAAAGCUGGUUACAAAUCACCUACAAAGUUUCGUCAGGGUGUUUAAUGUUUGAGCCCCGAAUUGCGGUCCCUCCUAGAUUUCGGGGCGAUUUAAUGAAAGAUUUGCAUGGCGCCCAUCUAGGAAUGGUUAAGAUGAAAGGCAUAGCCAGGUCCUUCGUUUAUUAACCGGACAUUGACAAAUACAUUGAGAACACUGCGAGGGAAUGCAAGAAAUGUGCAAAAUAUGCAAAUGUCCCGAAAAAGUGCACAGAUCAUCAUUGGCAGUACCCCAAGGCUCCGCGGAAACGAGUGCACAUAGAUUAUGCGGGUCCCUUUGAGGGAAU